UUUGGAUUACAAAGAGAGUUCUGGAUAUUUGGGGCCUUUUGCUUCAGCUGAUAAGGGGGGAAAGUUGAAGACUGACCUACCGCUUCAUUUGAAAGGGGAGAAAUAUCAAACACUGACCUGGAAUUGUUUGUCCAAGUACUUCCUCCUGAAAACUCUUCUGAAACAAUUAAUAGACAACUGAGAAGUGAAUUUGAAGUUUGAAGACUUGAGCUUUCUCAAGAAAAGAAGUGCAGAACGGCUCACCCUUGGACACUUUUGUGCACAUGACAUGGAUACAUGGCUAAAUCUAUCAAGUUCUGAAUACUUCUGCUGUCAAAGUCAAGUGCUUUUUUGCCUUUAGUUAGUUUUCUCUUCCAAGUCAAGUUCUGUUUGAGUCAUAGGCAUAGCUAGUUUUGUUAACUGCCUCCAGGUUAAAAGCAGCCUGAGUCACUGAGACGUGGUUGAGAAGUUUCAUGGCAGAUAUUUUUACUCUUACUUUAUUUCUUAGAUUUUCUGACAUAGCCUUUUCUCAUUUUACAAUGAAACCUGUUUUCUAAAUGAAGAGUCUAAUAGAAAAUUGUUUAUCAUUCUUUCUUUUAUAUUUUAUUUAAUAUUUUUGUUGAAAAAUGUUGCUACCAGUAAGCAACAUGGUGGUAUCCAGAUAGCUGUUGUUUACAGAUGCCUCUGUUAUCUGAAGCUAGGCAAUGUUCCUCAGUUCAGAUGUGAAAUUUGGAUUUUCAGCUUUACUAUUUGUGGCGUAAAAAGUAUAUUUAUUUCACCUGGAGUUGAUGCUUCUUAUAGUGAUAUUUACAUGGAAUAAAGAAGAGAAGAAACUUUGAGAGAAGAAAGAAGCUUAAGUCAGAGACUUGGCAAUUUUGGAGAUAGCUUUGUGGAAUCUAUAAGCAGGAAGGAUGGGUAGCUGAUUCUGUGAGGGGAAAUCUAUGUCAAGCAGCUACGGAUGUAGUAUCAGCAAGAACUUGGGAUAUUAUCUCAAGGAAAACAAACUGGAAAAAUAUAAAUCACAGAGAACUAACACCUUGUGCAGGCUUCUUGGAUUAGGUUUGCUUUCAGCUGAAUUGCUACUUCCUCAAAGAAAAUUAAGAUGGACAGAACAACUUAAUUCAAAAGGACUUGCCAUGAGGUGCUGAAGCCUUGUUUCACUGAUUCGGAGAGACUGGACCUAAAUGGCGCAGCAUGACUUUGCUCCAGCCUGGCUUAAUUUUCCUACUCCGCCAUCAUCAACAAAGUCAUCACUGAACUUCGAGAAACAUUCUGAAAAUUUUUCGUGGACAGAGAGUCGUUAUGAAGCAAAUCGCAGAAGACACAACUCUUCAGAUGGGUUUGAUCCUAAUAUUGGAAGGCCUAAUGGAGGGCAUUUUGGGAGAAAAGAGAAAAAUGGUUGGCGUUCACAAGGCAGAAAUGGUACAGAAAAUAUAAACCAUCGUGGGGGAUAUCAUGGCGGAGGUUCCCGCACUCGUACCAGCACUUUCCACUGUGGAAAAAGCCAAGGACUGCAUGAAAAUAAUGUACCUGAAAAUGAAACUGGGAAAAAGGAAGACAAGGAAGAACCCAAACAGUUUGAGGCUGAGGAUUUUCCAUCACUGAAUCCUGAAUAUGAGAGAGAACCAAACCAGAAUAAAUCUUUAGCUGCAGGUGUGUGGGAGUAUCCUUUGAAUCCUAAGUCUAGAUCUCCAAGAAUGCUGGUCAUUAAAAAGGGCAGUACUAAAGAACUUCAGAUAUCUGGAUUCCCUGUAGUAGGAAGUCUUCAUUCACAGUCAGUCAAGAAUGGAACUGGCACAAGUGUUUAUAAAGGAUUAGUCCCUAAACCAGCCACUCCACCUGCAAAACCGACACAGUGGAAAAGCCAAACAAAAGAAAAUAAACUUGGGAAUCCAUUUCCUCAUGAAUCUGCAUAUAAUAUUGGCAAUUUCAGUGCUUUCAAAUCAACUGCCAAGGCAUUUAGCGUAUCACAGAAUUCAGUGAAAGAGUGUAAUCGGUCAAAUUCUUCAUCCCCUGUUGACAAAGUUGGUCAGCCUCGUUUAACAAAAUUGACAAGAAUGCGGACUGAUAAGAAGAGUGAAUUUUUGAAAGCAUUGAAACGAGAUAGAGUGGAAGAGGAACAUGAAGACGAGAAUCAUGCUGGGCAAGAGAAGGAUGAUGACUCCUUUAACUUACAUAACAGCAACAGUCCUCAUCAUGAGAGAGAUAUAAACCGAAAUUUUGAAAAUGAAAUUCCGCAAGAGAAUGGAAAUGAUUCAAUUACAUCUCAACAGAUCAUUCGAUCUUCAACUUUCCCUCAGGCGGAUGUUCUUUCAAGCUCACUUGAGGCAGAACAUAGGUUGUUAAAGGAGAUGGGUUGGCAGGAAGACAGUGAAAAUGAUGAAACAUGUGCUCCACUGACAGAGGAUGAGAUGAGGGAAUUCAAAGUCAUUAGUGAACAGUUACAAAAAAAUGGCCUUCGGAAAAAUGGCAUAUUGAAAAAUGGCCUCAUCUGUGACUUUAAAUUUAGCCCCUGGAAAAACAGCACUUUCAAACCCGCUCUGGAGAACGAGGAUUCGGAGACGAGCAGCAGCGAUACAUCAGAUGAUGAUGAUGUGUGAAGAUUUCUCUAACAUCAGUAGAAGCUUGUUUUGAUCUCAUGAAAAUUUUGGGGGUGUAUUGUCCAAAAAAAAAAAAAAAUCUAAUUUAUGUAGUAACAUACCCCAUUAGAGGAAGAAUGAUGGGACUUCUCUCUGAAGAAAGCAAGGAAUGUUGUGUUGGGUGUGUUGAACAUUACUAUAAUUUCUUUGUAAACGAAUGUUGUAGAAUGAGGACUUGGGUUGACCCAGCAUUGACUUUCUUCAUCACUGCAGCAUUUCUGACUAGCAAUGUGACAAUGUAACAAAUCAGACUUUCUCAUUUAAUAAUAAAAACAAAAAGAAUUGUGUAAUGUCUUGCAAAGCUUCUGUCUUAAAAAUGUCCAAGUCUAUGAGGGAAAAAAGGGGCAGCUUGACACAGUGUUUUGUUUGCCAAGUCAUUUCUUUCUUACAAUGGAAAUCCUCAAGUCCACUUUGUACGCAGCAAGGGCAAUGUAGCAUGCUGGCUAAAACGAGCAAAGUGCACUAAAACUCCUUUCCUUAAUUGAGCUGUUGUACUGUUCUACUUCUUCCACACAUAAUUGCUCUUUAGCCAUUUGUAGUGUAGUCAUUGUUACGGCAAAAAAACCCUAAUGUUACAGUUCCAAAUUUUUAGAACUAACCUUUAAUUUGAAAGCUUUAUGGGGUACUGCAAGACCCAGUGUUCUCACAGUGAACAUAUUUGUGUGGGAAAAUAAGCACUUUGAUAAAUUAUUCACAUGCAGAAAAAUAAUUACACUGACUGGAUUUGUCCGCUACAUGGGAAAUAAACUGAUUUACAGAGU
Messenger RNA from Struthio camelus australis, 3379 nucleotides. The record is from RefSeq and is a predicted model, not a curated record. NCBI's taxonomy places the organism in Eukaryota, Metazoa, Chordata, Aves, Struthioniformes, Struthionidae.